AUGGGUAAUGUUAUGUUUGGGCUCCCCUCCGGAGCACUUCUCUCCAUUCCUAAAAUGGACAGUCCUAUCCAACAAUCUCCAUUCGAAAGUACUUGGUUAACCAAAAUUUAUGAAACAUCAAUGGAUUUAUCAUUCCCCAUGACCAUUGCUCUUGUUUACUUCUCUUUUGUCCACUUUGUCAAUCCCUUCGUGGUCAAGCGUCAGUUGAGAAAGGCUGGUCUUCCAACGGACAAGCAAUUGUCCAAGAAGGAAACCAAAAAGGUUCCUGCUGCACCAUUUGCAAUUGCUCAAACUAAUAUCUUCAAGUUUGUUGUAUUUUUGCACAACGUCUUUCUCUGUGUUUAUUCUGUCUGGACGUUUUUUGGCUUUACCGCUGCUUUAAGAAAAACUAUGGAUGUCAUUGAAUGGACUCAUACUACCGGUGGUUCUAGAUUUGAUACUUUUUGGCACACAGUUUGUGAUAUUGAAAAUGGAGUCUUUGCCGAUUCUAGUAAGUUUGCAUACCAUAACUUACAAGUUUACGGUUGGUGGUUUUAUAUGUCCAAGUUUUAUGAAGUUCUUGACACCAUUAUCAUCUUAUUAAAGGGCCGCCCAUCCUCAUUGUUACAAAGUUACCAUCAUGCUGGAGCUAUGAUGUGUAUGUGGGCUGGUGUUCGUUUCCAAUCUCCUCCUAUUUGGAUUUUCGUUGUUUUCAACUCAUUUAUUCACUCAUUAAUGUACUUUUACUUUAGCUUGCUGUGCCUUAAAAUUAGAGUGCCCAAUGCCUUCAAACGAUCAUUAACUUCAAUGCAGAUUGCUCAGUUCGUUAUUGGUGGUUCAUUAGCUGCAUUCCAUUCAUUUGUCUACUUGGCCGAUCCUGAUGGAAUCAUGACUAGUUGCAUACAAACAUCUGAUCAAGCAUUGGCUUUGUUUAUGAAUGUCGGGUACCUUGCACCUCUUACUGCUUUAUUCGGUGCUUUCUAUAUUGAAAGUUAUUUAAAGCGUAACACUAAGAAAGCUUGA
Molecule: messenger RNA, 1002 nt
Organism: Lizanozyma spartinae
Lineage: Eukaryota; Fungi; Ascomycota; Pichiomycetes; Serinales; Debaryomycetaceae
Exons: 1
Coding region: 1-1002 (333 amino acids)
Biological process (GO): sphingolipid biosynthetic process; fatty acid elongation, monounsaturated fatty acid; very long-chain fatty acid biosynthetic process
Cellular component (GO): endoplasmic reticulum membrane
Molecular function (GO): fatty acid elongase activity
Source: RefSeq, a predicted model, not a curated record